CUUCUUCUUCUUCUCUUAGCAUUUGAGACUUGAGAGAGAAAUAAUGUAUAGCUGGGAGAGAGAAAAGUUGCAGAAAAAGCAGAGAACCCCUUCGUUUUCCACAACCCUCCUUGACGAAAUCUAUCGUUCCAUUGAUGGAUUCGAGGAGAAACAGGCGGAGGAGGAGGAUUUUGAGGUGCACAGAAGAAGACAAAGAAACGGCGGCGGCCGACAUGGUUGCCCGAAAGUGACGAUCAAGAACGUUAGAAUAGGCGACCACAAUGUCGACGAGGACGAGGAUGUCGUGAGUUUUAGGAGGGCUUGUUUGAUAGAGAAGUGGAUGGAACAGAAAGUUAGUGAGAAAGCAAAGGGGACCAAACCUCCGCUGCCGCCGUUAAUGUCGGAUUUCGACAGUGAUCCUUUGUUCUUUAGCUCGAGUUCCUCGGAUUCCAGCUCCGGUGUUCUCUCCUCAUCGUCUUCCUUGUCGGACACGGAGUUCUUGGAGUCCACCCGGAAGUCGUCGGCGUCGAUGAGAACCUCUUGUUUCAGUUCCUCCCGGCCCAAACCGGUCAGAACCACCGUCGAGAAAUCCGAGAAUUUGGUGAAGUCCAAAUCCGCCGCCGUGAAGAUGUACGCGAAUCUGAAGAAGAUGAAACAGCCCAUCUCGCCGGGGGCUCGCCUCACCAACUUCCUCAACUCUCUGUUCGCCAACGGGAAGCCCAAACCCGCCGUUAAACCCUCGCCGGAAGACCCCAAGCCGCCGCCGCCGCAGCCGUCCACCUCGUCGUCGGCGGCGUCGCGGUCGUGUCUCAACAAAACUCCGAGGAUGAACAAUGGGGUGAAGAGGACUGUCCGAUUCGACCCCGUCGGCGUCAUCGUCGACGAAGACUGCCGACCCUGCGGCCACAAGCGCAUAUACGACCGAGAUUACGCCGCCGGCAAGCCGGAAUUUCAAGAAAUCAAGAAAACCCAGGGCUUUCCCAGGGGCAUUGCUCUCAGAGGCGGCUACCAUCAAUGGAAGAAGGAUUUUUACGCCAAGGAAGAAGAGGAGGAGGAUGAUAAAUUGAGCGAUUGCAGCUCGGAUUUAUUCGAAAUCGAUCAUCUCGCAUCGUUCGCCGGGAACAGAAGAUUCCGGGAAGAACUUCCGGUGUACGAGACUACUCAACUUCCGGCCACCGCCUUCAUUCGUUAA
Molecule: messenger RNA, 1171 nt
Organism: Ipomoea nil (Japanese morning glory)
Lineage: Eukaryota; Viridiplantae; Streptophyta; Magnoliopsida; Solanales; Convolvulaceae
Product: protein BIG GRAIN 1-like A
Exons: 2
Coding region: 44-1171 (375 amino acids)
Biological process (GO): auxin-activated signaling pathway
Source: RefSeq, a predicted model, not a curated record